Mobula hypostoma (lesser devil ray) is the source of this 7059-nucleotide messenger RNA. It is a transcript of the gene stau1, whose product is annotated as staufen double-stranded RNA binding protein 1. Gene Ontology annotation, molecular function: double-stranded RNA binding; mRNA binding. The record is from RefSeq and is a predicted model, not a curated record. Gene Ontology annotation, cellular component: plasma membrane; cytoplasmic stress granule; neuronal cell body. The transcript is spliced from 15 exons. NCBI's taxonomy places the organism in Eukaryota, Metazoa, Chordata, Chondrichthyes, Myliobatiformes, Myliobatidae. Gene Ontology annotation, biological process: protein localization to synapse; germ cell development; intracellular mRNA localization. The coding region runs from base 254 to 2350 and encodes 698 amino acids.
GAUCUGGGAAGGUGAAGCGGUUAAGGUCGGUUCCGCCGCCGGUUCGUCCGAUUCUCUUUAGUGUUUGCCGUGUGUCGGUAGCGGGGAAGCGGCUCAUUCUCCUGCUUUGGCAGCGAAUGGAUUAAUUCGUUUCUUCAGAAAUCCAGCUUCACGUUGGCUUUUUGAAGAGAGGAGAUAGAUCCUGCUCCUGCAUAUUUCUGAUCUUAACCGAUACCUCUGAAGUCUUCUGUAAAUCUAAUCUUCCUAUAAGUUAAUGAAUUGGAAGUGCGAAAUGUCUCAGAUUCAGGUUCAUAACUCAUCUUCCAGUCUAUCUCAGCCUCAUAUGGGUAGUGCUGUUGGCCAGAGUAUUCCUUCUGGCCUCGGUCCUCUGGCAUCAGAAAGUGCAAGUAGACCACUUCAAAGCUCAGCUUUACCCUCUGUGUCUGCUACUUCCACCACCGCAGCUGCAGUUCCUUCAAACAUGGCAAACCCCAAAGAGAAAACCCCUAUGUGUCUUGUGAAUGAGUUAGCCCGUUUCAACAAGAUUCAACCAGAGUACAAACUUUUAAAUGAACUUGGUCCAGCUCAUGCCAAGGUUUUUACAGUGCAGCUGACUCUUGGUGACCAGCAAUGGGAAGCUGAAGGAAGCAGCAUUAAAAAGGCUCAGCAUGCAGCAGCCGCAAAGGCCUUGGUGGAAACCAGUCUCCCAAAACCACCACCUCGACCCCCACGUAAUGAUUCAAAAAAUCCUGACAGUGUUACUCCAACAGUAGAGUUAAAUGCCUUGUGUAUGAAAAUGGGAAAGAAACCGACCUACAGACCAAUUGAUCCUUAUCCUGGAUUAAGGCCAAGCUACAGCAUACUGAGAAAUAAUGCUUAUCCUCAAAGGUAUUUUUACCCUUUCCCUCCUGUUGGACCAGUCACUUACCAAGUUGAACUAGUAAUCGGAAACCAACAGUUCCAAGGAAAAGGAAGGUCCAGGCAGGCUGCUAAACAUGAUGCAGCUGCUAAAGCGCUCAAAGCUUUGCAAAAUGAAACCCUGCCAUCCAAAUUACCAACUAUUAAUGGCAAGGAAACAGAUGAUGAUGAUCUCAAUAAAUCUGAAAUAAGCCAAGUUUUUGAGAUUGCAUUGAAAAGAAAUAUGCCUGUCAACUUUGAAGUGAUAAAGGAAAGUGGCCCUCCUCACAUGAAAAGUUUUGUGACUAAAGUAAUGGUUGGAGAAUUUUCAGCAGAAGGAGAAGGGAAGAGUAAGAAAAUAUCUAAGAAAGCUGCUGCAAUAGCUGUUUUGGAGGAAUUGAAGAAACUUCCACAGCUCCCCACUGUAGAAAAAGUGAAACCACGCAUAAAAAAGAAAACUAAAUCAAUAGUAAAGCUACAGACAAGUCCAGAGUAUGGGCAAGGAAUGAAUCCAAUCAGCCGUCUAGCUCAAAUUCAGCAAGCAAAAAAAGAAAAGGAGCCUGAAUAUACAUUAAUGGUAGAACGAGGUCUUCCUCGCCUCAGAGAGUUUGUUAUGCGGGUCAAAGUUGGUGGUCAAGUAGCAGAAGGAAUGGGCCCAAAUAAAAAAGUUGCUAAACGAAAUGCAGCCGAGAAAAUGUUGGAGCUUUUAGGUUUUAAGGUUCCUCAGCCUCAGCCACCUAAACCAGCUUUGAAAACUGAUGAGAAGCCAACUUUGAAAGAACCUGUUAAAGGACGGAAAGUAACCUUCUUUGAACCCAAUUCCCCUGCAGAAGAUACUGCACCAGGUAAAGAUGGGUGUAUGCGUCUGGAAGAUGAAUUUCGAAUGCCUUAUCCCAGCCACCAGCAACUGCCUGCUGGAAUACUACCCAUGGUUCCUGAAGUAGCACAGGCUGUUGGAGUCAAUCAAGGGCAUCAUACCAAAGAUUACAACAGACCUGCAGCAAAUCCAGCAAUGGCCACAGUUACUGCAAUGAUUGCAAGAGAACUCCUGUAUGGUGGAACAUCUUUAACUGCUGAAACUAUAUUGAAAAAUAACCCUGCAGCCCGCAAGCCACUAAGUACCCUAACCAGACCUUCAGAACAAUUGGACUUUCUAGCUAGUGUUCAAGCAUUACAGGUUGAAUAUAAAGACUUCCCAAAAAACAACAAAAAUGAGUAUGUGUCAUUGAUAAACUGUUCUUCCCAACCACCUCUGAUCAGCCAUGGAAUUGGAAAAGAUGUUGAGUCCUGUCAUGAUAUGGCUGCUCUCAAUAUAUUAAAACUGUUGUCUGAGCUGGACCAACAAAAUGUAGAAAUAUCAAGAACAGGAAAUGGACCAAUUGCUGUAUGCGUGAAACAAGAAAUUGAUGGAGACACUCUCAUCAAACCGGCUAACUCAAACACUUUAGGACAAACACUGGAUGUCACUGACUGAAAGCCUUUUGUUUUUGACCCAAAGCUCCAAGCACCAGUGAAAAUCGGAUGCUUCCUGUCCUGUGACAUUGUAACUUAAGGUUUAGAGAACUACAGUUUGAAUCUUGCUGUAGUAUCUAAAUCAUUAAGUUACUUAACUUUUUAAAGUAUACAUUUCAACAUUAAUUCAAUUUUUUUUUGAUGAAGGAAAUUUAUUCCUAAUUUUUCAUUGGAACUUUGAAUUUCUGUUGAUGCUUCUCCAAACGUACAUUACAUGAUGAUUGAAAGGUUGCUUAACAAAAUCCAGGUCAUAUCCAACUUAUGUAGUUUAUUAUUUGAUAUGAAUUGGCCAUCAGUAGCAAACUUUUUGGUGUAACAAAACUUGGUGCUAGUUUAAAAAAAGUGGAGUGCCUCCAUUUUCUUUGUUAUUCCAAAAAAGAGAAAUUGAAACUCCAAAUUAACUGAGUAGAUAAUAAGAACUGUUUCUUGUUAUUUUUGAAAAAUUAUAUCGAGUUAAGUGUUCAGUCUUCUAGAUUAAGUUGUUUUUUUCUUAAUCUAGAAGAUUUUUUUUUACUUUAGUAACUGAAGGAAUUUUUGUUUUAUAUACACUUUAUUCUACAAAAAUAAUUUUCAAUAGUGGAAACGAAUUACAUUGUUGGAUAUGAUCUUUAACCUGGCUUAUACCAGAAAAUGCAGAUUACUGUACAUCUUGGUGCAGGGUAAAUUGUAAGAUGUUGUGUUGUACUUUAAUGCUUUGAUGUUCCAUGUGAUGUACACAAAGUGUGUACAGUAAACAUUUUGCUUAUUGUCCAAGUAAAGCACGAAACUACGUCAAAAUUGUUACUUUACUUUUGGACUUACUUCCCUCCCCAUGUACUGUACCUAUGGAAUGGAGAAGUAAAAAUUGGUGUUUGUGCAAAAGUACUGGUGGCUUUUAUUGGCAUAACACAUUUUACUAAUGUGAAGCUGAGUUAAAGGAGUUUACAACGGUAAAAAUUUUCUUUGUUUUGCAACCAGGUUUAAACAUUUGAAGCAUUUUAUUUUCCCCAUUUUCUUCCAUCAAACAUUUUUGGAAUCCUUUUCUAAUAGUUAUUUCUGUGUUAUAAUACCCUUCAUUGCAAGUGUAGAAGAAAAAAAUAUUAGCAUGAAUAGUUGCAGGAAAGUACUGUGAAAUAUCCCAAAUAUAACUUUAAAAAUUCUUUUGUUACAAAAAUAUAUUUGACUCCUUUAAAUCAUGCUACACGGGCCUUUCUCCAUUAUUGGUGGUAGAAUAGCUAACCUUAUAUAAGGUUUUUUUUUAACUUGACAGCAUCAUUCUGAAGAAUAACUUUCUUCAAAGUUGCACCUGAAUGACUUUUGAAAUCUGCAACAAAUAUCAGACUUUUAAAAGUGGGUUAGAAGCUCUAAAGAUGACUGAUGGAACUGUGGAGCUUUACUAUAUUAAAAGUUCAUUUAACUAAAACGUAAUUGUUUAAAACCUGUUUUGAUUCAAAUGUUGGUAUAGAGACAAAAGUAUUGCUGAGUUUGGCACAAAAUAGAAUUAGCUAAUAAUGACUAAAUACGGUGGAUUCUGGUCAAUUAGUCCAUUGGUUUAUUGGGGCAGCUGCUUAUUUGGGACAAAAAGAACAAAAACUAAUCGAAAAUAGGUGGAAUUUCCUCCUUUGGGAUACUGUGUUUAAUUGGGACAGGAGACUGUUGCUCAAGUUUCUUACUCGUUAGUCACGUGCACUUGUGCAGCCGUUAAACACUACACUGUGCUUAGAGUAAACAGUUUUUAAAUAUCAACAGUUGCAUGUGUUUCUGUUCCAGUAAGCAGUGAUUUUUGUCACUGAUGGUUGGUGAGAAAGAAGCAGUAAGACAAUUCAGAAUGUGUGCUUAGUGUGGUUUCAAGCAUUCAGGCUUAGAGAUGCCAGAAAUGACCGGGAGUGAAAAUGAAAUGACUUCACUCCUUAAACAGGUUAGGAACUACAAAGAAUUCAAAGGUAUUGAUAAUCAUCUUGAACGUUACAAUGAAAAUGUACCUUGAAAGAUGCAAUUGCAUGAAGGCAAUCCAUCAUCUGUGCUAAGUGUGCUGAUUUUGUUCAUUUGCAGUUAAUGAAAAGAACUCGGCAGGUACACGAGAUGAAUUUCUCCCUCAAUAACUAUAAGGAAGUACAGUUUUAUAGAACUGUGGUAGUAUUGGUAGUAUUCUAAUCUGCAUUUCAUUUAAAUACACAAUUUGUUACUUAGUUAAAUGGUAGUUUGUGUUUUUAAACUUUUUUAACUAUCUCCAUGAAAUUGCAGCUAAUUGAGGCAGCAGCUGAAUUGGGCCAAAAUAUACUGGUUCCCAUGUGUCCCAAAUAACCAGAAUCCACUGUAAUUUUGUUUUUGACAUUUGUGAUUAAAAAUUCUUAAAGCAAUUGCAUGAUUUAACCUGAGCGAAACCACUAUUACAAAAUAUCGGGAAAGAUCUAGCUGAAAAUUGCAUUUUGUGCAUCUAUAGUGUGUCUCAGCUGAAGGACAGUAUUAUUAAGCUUUGAUUUGGAGUUUGUUUGAUAUUUUCUUAUUCCAUAUAUAAAAUCCGAGUAACUGUGUUGUCCUAAUUUGACUUCACUGUGAUACAGUGCAUGUUAUGUUUUCCCAAACUGACCUACAGAAAUCAAUAUGUAGCUAUUGUUCCUAAGAAAAUUGGUGCUCUGAAUGCAUAGUUUAAGUCCACUGAGGUCAUUUAAAAAAGAAUGUGAAGUUCACUUUAAUCCACCUACAGGUCGAUGACAAGAUAUCAGUUUUUAACAUCCAAUCGGAAAAUUCAAUUCUACCUACAAAGCUAAUCUACACUAGAUUGUAGGAUUGAAUUUGACUAUAGUAAAUUUGUCAAAACUGCUUUGAGCAAAAGUUUAAUAACUUUUUUUUCUGAUGGAUGCAUCAUUAUGUGUCUGCUCUUUAAUCUUCAAAUAGUGAGUAACUUGUAGUUAUUUCUUGUAGGCAGAUACAGCAAACAUUUAUUUUAAUGUAGCCAGGUACAGCAAACUUUUAUGCACAACAAAAUCCCACGUUACAAUGAGAUGAAUGUUCAUGUAGUUUGUAGAGGAAUACUUCCUUGUCUUGACUGCAUCCAAGAAAUGUGCAUUAGUAAUUACAGCUAAAAUCCUGAUGCAGUGGAAGAUUCGCUUGUGUAUUCCCUGUUGACUACACUGGGUGAUUUUCUUUUAUUUUAAGUAAAUGCUCUCAAAAUAAAUACAUCAAAAUAGUCUCAUUAAAUUUUGGGCCAUUGUAACUACUUGUGUUGUUGCUCCACAAUUCAAGCUACUUGGCAACUGGAUAUUGCUGAACUAAGUGAGUUGCCAAGCAGAGAAAUUUAAUGCUGUUCUCUAGUUAUAAAUGUUUUUUGAAAUUUAUUUGCACCAACAUAAAUCUUUUUCAGUAUAUUUUAUUUUGGUCUAUAAAUAGGAUUUGAAAUUUUAGUUUUGAGGUGUCUUUAGUUCUCUCUUUAGUAAAGCCUGAUAUCUUUUGAUUAUUAAAUUUGUAAUUGGAUAAAAUUUAAUAAAUUGCAGCAAAAUGGUCUUGACGUUCUUGCAAAUUCAAAAUUGUCCAUUGCUGCCCACGUUUUCUACUAAUUUAUCCCUGAUUAGAAUGUACUACAUAUGAUUGCCCAGUCUUUGUAUAGUCUCUGCAUGUUAACGGGGCAGAAUAUAUAACAGACUUUUGAAAACUGCAGUUCAUAUAUUUUACAAAGUAAAGUAAAUCAAAUUUAACUGGGAUUUUGAGUAUUUCAGUUAUUCUAACGAGCAGACCUCAGACAGACAGAAUGCACAGCUGCUCCUCCCUCCCCAUCAGUCCUCGACAUGGCUGCCUCCUGAGCGAUGUGCUGAGCCUAUUGCUCCACACUGCUCACACAUGACUACACAGCCAAACAAACACCCGAUCAAUCAUGUUGUCAAGUUCGCCGACGACAUGACAAUGGUGAGGCUAAUCAACAAUGAUGAGACCGCCUACAGAGAGAAGGUGGAAGAGCUUGAGGCUUGGUGCGAGGCAAAUGACCUCCUAAUGUCACCAAGAUAAAGAGGAUAGCUAUUGAAUCAGGUGAACAGCAGUUUCAAACUCCUGGGAGUGUACAUGACACUCAACCUCUCAUGGUCCCAGAACACAUCAUGCAGUGUUAAAGCUCACCAACACCUCUACUUGCUGAGGAGGCUGAAGAGAGCUGGAGUUUGCACAGCCAUACUUGUGUCAUUCUACAGAUACGCUUGGAAUGGAAACUACUGCAGUGGACAGGAAGGCUAUAUAAUGGCUAGCCUUGUGCCAUCCUACCCAUUAUAUCAUGGGAUUCUACACACCCUCUCUGCUCAUGGACUGCUUGUCUCACUCCCAUGAGGGAGGAGGCUACGUAGCAUCCACACCAGGAUCACCAGACUCAAAAAUGGUGACUUUCCCUAGGUAGUAAUGCUAAUCAACUCCUCCACUACUUUAUUACUUCCUGUUAGUCUCCUUAUAUACAGCCUACUGUCAUUUACUGGAUAAGCUAUAUAUAUAUAUAUAUAUACUAAUUUAUGGAUUUAUAUGUAUCAUAUUUUAAAUUGUAUUUAUCUUUUAUGUUUUUUUGUGCUGCAUAAGAUCUGGAGUAAUAAGUAUUUUGUUCUGCACUUGUGUACAGGAAAUUACGUUAAAUAAUCUUGAAUCUUAUUAAUUUAAAAAAAUACAUAAGCCCUCUUUUAAGCAGAAAUAAAAUCUUCCAUUAUAUUUUGAUCUUGA